UUUAUCCAUUGGAUUUAGUUUUCAAAGAAAAGAAAGAUGAGGAAGUGCGAACUAUGCGGUGAGUUAGCUCGAAUGCACUGCGAAUCGGACCAAGCGAACCUAUGUUGGGACUGCGACGUCAAGGUUCACGGAGCCAAUUUCCUUGUGGCUAAGCACACUCGAACCCUCCUCUGCCAUGUCUGUCAAAACCCUACUCCAUGGCUCGCCUCCGGUCAACACCUCAGCCCUGCUGUAUCCGUUUGCGAGUCAUGCGUCGCCAUCAACGAUAAUAUUUGUAGUGUUUCUACAGAGCCGGAAGAGUCAUCGGAGGCCGAUCACGAUGACGAAGAAGAUGAUUAUGACGACUUCGACGAAGAAGAAGAAGACGAGGAGGAGGAAGAAGAAGAAGAUGCAGAGAAUCAGGUGGUACCGUGGUCAGGAGGAUCUUCUUUCUCGAUGACGAAGUCGGUGGCUAGCUCGGAUUCUUUUAGUAGUACUGAAAACGGUGACGGUGGCGGCGCCGGCGCCGGUUUUGGAUUGAAGAGGACGAGAAGAAGUCUUAGUUUCUGCUCUGAAGAUGAGAUUGCGUGCUCCUCAUCUCAUGUAGGCUCGAGGGGAUCAUCCAAUAGAGAAUCAUCAUCAUCAAUGAGCAAUUUCACCACAAGAUUACUCGAAGCUAAUCAUUCAGCUAUUGAUCAAGAUGACGGUGAAACAGAGUCGAGAUCAACGGCUAUCAUCAGCUCUUUGAAAAGCCUCCAAAAUCACAUGAUCAUAGAUGAUAAUGAUGCAUCGGCUACGAUCAUUGGGAUCUGCAGGUUGAGCAGAGAUCAGAGCCGUUAAAUUCCACCUCCCUCCAAAUCUCUUAUUAUAUCCUAACCUACACCAUUCAAUUCUUCUUUUCCUUUUCUGGAAAAUGUUUCAAAUUUCUCGACAUAAAAGCCAUUGUUGUCUUCUUUUUUUAA
This is a messenger RNA of Hibiscus syriacus, 941 nucleotides long. RefSeq names its product B-box zinc finger protein 32-like. The record is from RefSeq and is a predicted model, not a curated record. Gene Ontology annotation, molecular function: zinc ion binding. NCBI's taxonomy places the organism in Eukaryota, Viridiplantae, Streptophyta, Magnoliopsida, Malvales, Malvaceae. The transcript is spliced from 2 exons. The coding region runs from base 37 to 819 and encodes 260 amino acids.